AUUGUAUCACAUUUUCGCGACACAAACUCAAAUUGCGUCGCAGCCACCAACGAAACUAGUCGCAUUCACCCGCAGUUAGCGGCUUACCCAGCCAAUAACCGCCAAACCCUCUCAUGACAGUCAGUGCCUUCCCAAAAUAGCGCGCCGAGCGAGGACCACGGCCCCAACCCAGAAUAGACGAGCCGUCAUCCCUCCACCCACUCCAAACACUUUGUGCCACUGCCGAGGCAACCCCCGGAAGUGAUCGACCUCACGUUGCUUCGCCAUGGCAUCCUCACUCACGGUCGAAACACUUCAGCAACCCAAAUCGCGAAGCGUGAGCAAAAACAGCUCCAUCAACAGCCUCUACACCGAGGGCAGCAAUGUCGAGAGCGGCUACAUGUGCGCGCUUCAGGAGUGCCUACUUGCCGAGUGCGCCAACCUGACCAAAGACAGCGACUGGCAGCAGGCCCUGGUCCUCGAAAUUGGCUGCGGCUGCGGCGACACUACGAGGCAGCUCUCCGACCGCCUGGCUCCGCUGCUCAUCCGCGGCGUUCUGGGCAUAGACACCAACCAGGAUGCCAUCGACUACGCUUUCUCGGUGCAUGCCGACGAGAAGACAGACUUCGCCACGGCCAACGUUGAAGACUUGAACACAUUCGAACUUAAAUGGGGCGGCCGUUUUGACUGGUUAUUCUCGUCGCACGCGCUGCUUUUUGUGAAGGAUCAGCCCAAAGCACUCAGGAAUUUAAUGUGGUGUCUGAGGCCAGGCGGUCGAUGCUUCAUCGCAGUGCCUGCGGCAAAGCCUACCGAUCUUCAUUCAGCGGUUGUUAAAGUGAUACAAUCCUCAACGUGGACCAAGUAUUUCGAGACAAUUCCUGAGCUGGUUGCAGACAUGGCUGAUAAGAACUUCAAUCGUCUGUGGUUCCAUCACCCGCAAGCAGAUCGCAUAUAUUCGGCCCUCCUAGAACAAGUCGGCUAUGAAGUGUUGAAGACUAAGCAACUGGAAUUUAAAUACAAUUUUGCAUCAACUGCAGAAUAUAAAGAAUUCCUUGAGACAAUGUUUGCAAAGCCCAUUCAACUCAUACCAGACACAAAACGGCCAACAUUUGUUCGUGAACUCGCAAAGGCUGCACUAAAGAAGAUGAAGAAGAACAAAGAUGGCACGUACACUUGGAUAGUAAAAUAUGUGCUUGUCCUAGCCAGACGGCCAGAGUUACUUUAAUUUUUUGUACAGGCAACAUCAAUUCUGCCUUUGCUAAUGCUAAAGACAUAUACACAACGUCAAAACUAUUAAUGCAACUGCAAGGCUGGCAUUUACUCUUGUACUAUGCUCCACUGUCAGCUUUGCAAGUUUAUGUAAAGUUCAUACAUAAGUGUUUUAUACUUAAUUGCAUUUCAUAAUAAUGUAUGGCUAUCCCUCCAAUUACAUACAGCAAAAGCACUGUUGUUGGUUAAAAGAGCAACAAUGUUUCCUGGAGCCAAAAAUGUAAUGCUACUGUAGAACUAGACAGGCUUUUCAAUAAGUCAUGUUUGUAUGCUUUUGGUUUCAAUAAAAGUGUUCCAAAGAUCC
This is a messenger RNA of Rhipicephalus microplus (southern cattle tick), 1552 nucleotides long. RefSeq names its product juvenile hormone acid O-methyltransferase. The record is from RefSeq and is a predicted model, not a curated record. Lineage: Eukaryota; Metazoa; Arthropoda; Arachnida; Ixodida; Ixodidae.